Molecule: messenger RNA, 681 nt
Organism: Rhincodon typus (whale shark)
Lineage: Eukaryota; Metazoa; Chordata; Chondrichthyes; Orectolobiformes; Rhincodontidae
Source: RefSeq, a predicted model, not a curated record
AUGAGUUUGAAGUUAAUUUUUAAUUGCACACCAGUUGGUCUUCCCAGGAUGGUAGCGGCAGUCCCUGUACAGAACUCUGCUAGCAGCUGGCUCCUGUGCGGAUCUUGGUUGUUGGGCCCCUGGGCUGGUUACACAUUGUGCUCCGGCUGCUCCGAGUUCUUCAAUGGCGUCUUCAUCAACCAGUACCGCUUCGGCUUCCCUGCUUUCAUCGCCCUCUGCCAGGCUUUGUUGACCAUUGUGGUGUUGCAAUUGUUGAGCCAAGCCAGACUGUUAAAGAUCCAGCCUUACUCAUUGGAGAGUGGAGAGACUUUCCUGCUUCCUUCUAUUUGUUUUAGUUUUCAUUCACUUCUAACCCUGUGGGCUGUGACCAGCUCCAACUCUAUAGGUUUCAAUUUCAUCAGACAGUUUACACCCUUGGCCACCUUGGUGUUGAUGGAAAUAUUCAACUUGAAGAAAAGAACAUCCUCCAACACUACUUUCUUGGUACUGCUGGUCACUUUGUGCUCAGUUCUUGCAGGGCUUCAGAACUUCAAUGAUGAAGCUCUUGUGUAUGCAUAUGGAGUAUUAAACCUCGUGUUCAAGAGCACUUACCUCAUUUUGAUCCAGAAAAUCUGUGAAGACCACAAGACAUCAGUGUUGCAGAAGAGAGAAGAUAAUGGAGAGUUUAGUUGCGAACAUUGA